GUUAGCAGACCCGUUCCUCCGGUCGUGGAUCGAGCUCUUGUGAGUCGUGGUCUUGUGGAUCGAGCACUUUUUGUUCGGGGGCUUGCGGAUCGUCUGUCCUCCGGCUCUGACUCUCUGACCGUCCUCCGUGUCCUCCAGUGUCAGUCUGCGGUGGAUCAUGCUCCGUGUGAGGGCGCUGUCACGGUGCUGGAGAGGGUUGAGGACGUCGUCCUCUGCGUCCGUCCAGGUGCAGAAUGAGCCCAUCUUGUCCUUCACAGAGGGGACGUCAGAGAGAGCAGAACUGCUGAAGGCCCUGGACGACCUCAAGGGGGUGACAGAGGAGAUUCCGUGUGUGGUGGGAGAUGAACAUGUGUGGACGUCGGACAUCAGAUAUCAGCGAUCGCCGUUCAACCACGCCCACAAGGUGGCCAAGUUCUGCUAUGCUGACAAGGAGCUCAUCAAUAAAGCCAUCAUGGCGUCCGUGGCGGCGAGAAAAGAGUGGGACAUGAAGCCGGUCCAGGACCGAGCCCAGGUCCUGUUCAAGGCUGCUGAUGUCAUCAGUGGACCCAAGAGAGUCCAGAUCCUGGCCAAGACCAUGAUCGGACAGGGAAAGACGGUGGUUCAGGCAGAGAUAGAUGGUGCCGCUGAGCUAAUCGACUUCUUCAGGUUCAACGCUAAACACGCCGUCGAGCUGGAGACGCAGCAGCCGCUCAACGCUGAGGGUACCACUAACAGCAUGCUGUAUCGAGGCCUGGAGGGCUUCGUUGCAGCUGUUGCUCCGUUUAACUUCACAGCGAUUGGUGGAAAUUUGGCGGGAACCCCAGCUCUGAUGGGUAACGUGGUUUUGUGGAAGCCCAGCGACGCUGCUAUGUCUGCGAGCUACGCGGUCUACAGAGUCCUGAGGGACAGUGGACUUCCUCCAAACAUCAUCCAGUUCCUGCCGGCAGACGGUCCCGUGUUUGGAGACACCGUCACGUCCUCAGAGCACCUGGCUGGAAUCAACUUCACUGGCAGUGUCCCGACAUUUAAGCGUCUCUGGAGACAAGUGGCUCAGAAUCUGGACACGUACAGGACAUUUCCUCGUCUAGCUGGAGAGUGCGGGGGGAAGAACUUCCACUUUGUCCACAGGUCAGCGGACGUCCAGAGCGUGGUGAUGGGGACGAUCCGCUCUGCGUUUGAGUAUGGAGGACAGAAGUGUUCCGCCUGUUCCAGGAUGUAUGUCCCCGACAGCCUGUGGCCACAGGUCAAACAGGGACUGUUGGACGUCCACAAACAGCUGCGAGUGGGAGACCCUGUCGAGGAUUUUACUUCGUUCUUCUCUGCUGUGAUCGACGAAAAGUCUUUUGGACGCAUUAAGAAGUGGUUGGACUACGCUAAGUCGUCUCCGAGUUUGACGAUCGUGGCUGGAGGACACUGUGACGAUUCUAAAGGUUACUUCGUUGAACCGACCAUCAUCGAGACGUCUGACCCUCAGGAUGACAUCAUGAAGGAGGAAAUCUUUGGACCGGUUCUGACGGUUUACGUUUACCCUGAGGACCAGUACCAGGACACGCUGCGUCUCAUUGACACCACGUCCCCAUACGCUCUGACGGGCGCCGUCUUUGCUCAGGACCAGACGGUGAUUGACGAGGCGUCCUUCGUCCUCAGAAACGCAGCAGGAAACUUCUACAUCAACGAUAAAUCCACCGGCUCUGUCGUCGCUCAGCAGCCGUUUGGAGGAGCCAGAGCUUCAGGCACCAACGACAAACCUGGAGGUCCUCACUAUGUCCUGAGGUGGACGUCCCCGCAGGCAGUGAAGCAGACGCACGUCCCACUCCGCGGGUGGACGUAUCCCUACAUGAACUGAACUACUCGUCCAAUCACAGCCCUGUGUCCAGUCACGGCCCAGUGUCUUCAGCUGACGUGAUGAGACAUCUCCGUCCAUGUCUCCAAGCAUCAUCAGCAGAGUAAACCCCGCCCCUUCUGAUGUGGACUGAACGUGGUCUUUUAUUUUGAUCCUUUAAAUCAACUUAUUGAUUUUUGUUGUUGUUGUGAAUCUGUUACAGAUGGUUUCUUCAUUAUUGUCCCACUCUGAUCAUGAUGUUUUGAGUUUAAAACCACGCAUGUUUUGAGUUUAAAACUAUGUGUGUUUUACGCAGUUAUUGUUCUCUGAACAUUAAGGAACUUUCAAACUGCGACUUUAAUUAACGACAUUCAUGUAGGUGAUUUUUACCAAUAAAUAUUAAAUUAUUAAUAAAACUAA
Molecule: messenger RNA, 2221 nt
Organism: Solea senegalensis (Senegalese sole)
Lineage: Eukaryota; Metazoa; Chordata; Actinopteri; Pleuronectiformes; Soleidae
Gene: aldh4a1
Product: aldehyde dehydrogenase 4 family, member A1
Exons: 15
Coding region: 158-1825 (555 amino acids)
Molecular function (GO): L-glutamate gamma-semialdehyde dehydrogenase (NAD+) activity
Source: RefSeq, a predicted model, not a curated record